AUGCAAGCUCAUCAGUGCCUCAUCACUGCUCCGCCAGCACCAGAUUUGGUAGAAGAGAUUUCACGCGGAGAUGUUCCCCUUCUGCUUUGGCACGGACGACAGGACAAAGUUAUUCCUAUUUCGGACGCCGUCGCCAAUCUGAAGCGCGCUGAGGCUGUGGGCGUAAUGAGCCUGCUGUUGGUAAUCCCCGACGGCGGGCACGUGCCAAUGAGCCAAGGCGGAGCCAAAAGAGCCAAGUUACUAGGUUAG
Messenger RNA from Symbiodinium pilosum, 249 nucleotides. The record is from the annotation of a GenBank genome assembly. Lineage: Eukaryota; Dinophyceae; Suessiales; Symbiodiniaceae.